AUGUCGACUUCCAGUUCACAACCUCCCAGCCCUCCCACGACAGCAUGCAUCGGUCUAUCCGCCACAGCCCUUAUUGUUUUCACUAUCCUGUUAUUCCCAGCGCUAUAUGUGGCAUAUAAACACCGAAAAGUUGGUCAAGCAUGGUUUCCACCAUUCAUUAUCUUUUUUGUCUUUCGGAUCACGUCGGAAAUUUAUUACCUCUCCCGACGUAACGAACCUGAUAUCCCGACUGCAUAUGCUAUGGUUGCGGCUGCUGCCAGCACCGCUACGUUAUCAGUGACCAUAAUCGGCAUAAUCUACGAAGCUCUGAACCUCCCCCUGUUCCCGUACAAACGCCAAAGAAACCGCAUAGCGCUCAUCGCGAUGAACGUAAUCUACAACAUCGGCACCAUCCUAGCCGCAUAUGGUGGAAUGAGAGAUACAACGAUGCCAGACAACAUUAAGAACGGAGCCGCCGACAAGGCCGGAAACAUCAUCAUGUUCCUCGUGAUGAUUGGCACUCUGGUCUGGCUAUAUCCUGCUGGCAAGCACAUCUACUAUGCUCGACAAGAUAUAAGCUACCGCUCCGCUGAAGUGCUGAUGAUGGCUGCUGCACCUGCGACAGUCCUUCAGUUGAUCCGCAUGAACUACGAUCUCAUUUACUCAUUUACACAAAUCGCAAUGCUGCAUCCCACCACAGGCAGCUUUGCCAUUAGAUUUGUCACUUUUUCCCUGCAGCUGGCAAUAGUUGGGAUGGUGAUUGUUGCUGGUUGGUUUAGUAAAGAUGCUGCAACUAUUCGCGCUAGAGUUCUUAAAACAGAUAGCACGUCUGAGUUAGUUUGA
Messenger RNA from Fusarium subglutinans, 822 nucleotides. RefSeq lists its product as uncharacterized. The transcript has 2 exons. Lineage: Eukaryota; Fungi; Ascomycota; Sordariomycetes; Hypocreales; Nectriaceae. The coding region runs from base 1 to 822 and encodes 273 amino acids. The record is from RefSeq and is a predicted model, not a curated record.